This is a messenger RNA of Naegleria fowleri, 2661 nucleotides long. RefSeq lists its product as uncharacterized. The transcript has a single exon. NCBI's taxonomy places the organism in Eukaryota, Heterolobosea, Eutetramitea, Acrasida, Naegleriidae. Bases 1 to 2661 code for a protein of 886 amino acids. The record is from RefSeq and is a predicted model, not a curated record.
AUGACAGACAAACAAAACACCCAGUCUGUGAACAACAACAUGACCGAGAACAUAGUUUCGGUCCUUCCAAACAUCUUUCCCUUCUUCACUUUCGAAGAAAUCAACACCAUUCUCCUUCGUGUAAAUUCUCAAUGGUGUCUUCAAUCACUUCGUUUUCUCUAUCAACUUCUUCACACUCCCAAUCGUUGCUGUCUCUUCAACAAUAUUGUAUUUGAUGCCUCCACUGGAAGUCGUAUCUUUGACUUUAACGAUAUUCAAACCAUUCGUGUGGUGUUUGAUACCUUGUAUCGAAAACACUUUCAUUUAACACAAAAGGAUCCAAAACGAUUGACACUGCUCUACACACACAUUCCCAUUCAGUAUCAAAAUACGGAACCUGUCGCACACAAGAAGAAUGAUCUCUCGAGUGAUAAAAACAAUAUUCAACAUUCCGUUGGUGCUAGCCAGACAGCAAAUUCUCUUCCACAGUCUCCUUCCUCUCCAGCAUUGAAACAAUCACAUGGCUCGUCAAACUCUCUGAGUAGUAAUGUUUCCAACAAUAAUAAUUCCAAUUUGCCAAAUUUUGCUCAACAACUCUCAUCGGGAGGAGGAGGAUCCUCAUCGAAUCAACAACAACAAUCGAGUGGAAACACCAAUACGGCACAAGCACUCCAAAACAAUUCUCAAAAAGGACUCAGUGGUGAAGAGGUCACACACAUGUUCCCAUUGACUGCUUUUAAUGACUCUCCUGAUUUGGGAUAUCAAUUCACAAAUUACAGUUGUCUGUACUUGUAUGAUGGUCAUUUUGUCUAUGUCCUCUAUGGAAAUAUUUUGGGUUGUUUUGAUUUAUUGGGACAUGUGGUGAGGUGGAGUGAAUUGGUCGAUGAAAAGUUACCAACUUCACGUCGUGUGAAUUACAUGUUUGUGAAUGCUUUCACACAGACUGAAAAUUCAAUCAUUGUUCAAUUGCCUCAACAAGUGGUGUGUUUCAAUAAGAAGAAUGGAAUGAAAGUGAACUUGAUCUUGAAUGAUCCCAUUACAAAAUUUCACAUGAUUAAUGAAAAGAGAGAACGAGUGUGUUGUGUCUCUUCAUUUACUGAAAUUGCUGGAACUCGAAAGAAUGAACAUUUCGAUGGAAUGUGUGUCUUGAUUGGUGAAAAUAUUGUUCGUGACAAGAGUAUUGAUUUUACCAAAUUGACAAGUAUUUGGACUGAGGAACAAACCAAACAAGUAGGAGAACCUAGAUCAUUGAGAACGGUUGCAAUUACUGGACUUUCACCAAGUGCUCAUGAUUCACAUCCAUCCAAUGCUCUUGUUCCAUUUUCAAUCACAAAUACUUUAACAAAUUCUCGUGAUGCUCAACAUGUGAUUGUUUCACCUGUCACGAGUAGUGAAAUUACUCAAACGACUUCAGGAACACAGAAAAGUUAUUCUACAUCGAGUAGUAGUGGCAGUAACACUGAAACCACUCGAAAAAUACCUUCCUUUGGUUUUGUUGAAAAACCAAAACUAUACAUCUUUGAUGGUAACACGUUAACUGUGACUGUUUCAGCGUCAGGACAAUCCAGAGAUCGUCAAAUGUUGUUCAGACCAAAGAAAUCUCCUGUUUUCUGUAUAUUGAAUGAAUACGAAGGAGAAAUGAGAGUUGUGAACAGAGAAGGAAAGAGAACUCAUAUUAUUAAUUUGAAAAAGAUUUGUGGUGACCCCAAGUCAAAACAAUUGAAACAAUUACAAUUUAAAGAAAUCUCAAAUUGGCAUUUCAUUGUUGGAGAAAACCCAGAUCUUGCAAUUAUUCAACCAGAUAUUGGGCGAAUUUUACAAUUGAAAGAAUUACUUCCAUCUGAAAUGUCACCUGACAAGGUUUUCAUUGUUGAAAAACAAACUAGUGAAACUAGACCAGGAAUUUCAAGAUUGGACGGUAUUGUCACGAUUCAGAAAGACGAGAAAUUAAUUUCCUAUUAUGAAUUUAUUGAAAACAGAUCAAACAUGUUAGGAGGAUCAUUCCAAUUGAAAUGGAGCCAAACACUAUCAUGGAAGAAGGAUGCUCAAUUCAUGUUUGAGUUUUCACACAUUCAACAUGCAAUUUCUGAACCUCUUUGUCCAAACUCCAAUGAAGAAUCAAGAGUACUUGUAUUUUCUAGACAAGUCAUUGAUCAACGUAGAUUCCUCACCAUUCAACAACGUUUGGAUGUUCAACUAAUUGCUUUUAACAUGAAAGAUGGAUCCAUUAGAUGGCAAAAAGUACACGAAUGUUAUCACGGAAGUGGAGGCGAUUUAUCAGAAGCUGAAAAAGGAUUUGACCUUUCAUUUUGUAAACGUUUCACAUGCAAGAAGGGUGACGACAAACUUUUCAUUACCAAUCCUCAAUUAUGUCUUGUAAGAUCCUUCUUUUCUCCAAUGAUUAAGCCAGAUAAGGGAGUUGCAAUUUGUUCUGCCUACAAACUUGAAGAUGGAGAAAUUCUAUGGAGUUACAAUGAAAAGAGAAAAGGUGUCAGAAUGGCCGAUGAUUACAUUUUCAAUGUGGAACAACAAAAAGGACAAAACAACAACCAAGCGAAUAAUGCUGAAGAAUCGGAGGAUGGAAAUGAUUCUGAUUCGGAAGGUGGUGACAAUGAUGGAAAGAAGAAGAAUGGAGGAAAGAAUGCGAAACACAAUAACAAUAAGGAUUGUAUGGUCAUGUAA